Messenger RNA from Oncorhynchus keta (chum salmon), 1927 nucleotides. RefSeq names its product serine protease 33-like. The record is from RefSeq and is a predicted model, not a curated record. NCBI's taxonomy places the organism in Eukaryota, Metazoa, Chordata, Actinopteri, Salmoniformes, Salmonidae. Gene Ontology annotation, molecular function: serine-type endopeptidase activity. Gene Ontology annotation, biological process: proteolysis.
AAAUAAAGUUGAGUGAUUCGAAGAACAAAAGAAGAGGGUGUAGUGUCCUAAGGGAGGGGUGUAGGCAAUGAAGGAUAGCAUGAGGGAUAUUUAAAGAGCAAAAACAUGGGCUUUGUACAUAACACUUAAGAAAUGUCUGUGAAGAAAUUGGUAUGUUUAUUGACGGUGGCAAGUCUCCUAAUUCAAGAAUCAUAUUGUCAACUUGAAGUGUGUGGGACCACUUCAUUCAACAACAAAAUAGUGGGGGGUGAGGAUGCCCCUGCAGGAAGUUGGCCCUGGCAGGCUAGCGUACACCAAUUUGGUGGCCAUGUUUGUGGCGGGUCCCUCAUCAACAAGGAGUGGGUGAUGUCUGCAGCCCACUGCUUUUCUGGCUCAAGCCCAAAUGAUUGGAACAUCAUUUUAGGUCGACAGAACCAGGAGGGCAAUAACCCCAACGAAGUGUCCAGAACUGUUGCUCAGAUCGUCUUACAUCCAGUUUACGACAGUGACACCAAUGACAACGACAUUGCUCUGCUCAGACUCACCUCACCAGUCAACUUCACAAACUAUAUCAGACCCGUCUGUCUGGCAGCAAGUGAUAGUGUUUACCACAAUGGAACUGAUAGCUGGGUCACUGGCUGGGGCAAAAUCAACGAAGGAAAAUUCCUCCCCUCCCCUCAGGCUCUGCAGGAAGUGGAGGUUCCAGUUCUGGGUAACAGACAGUGUAACUGCCUCAAUAGGGUCGGCUCAGUCACAGACAACAUGCUUUGUGCUGGUGUACUGACAGGAGGCAAGGACUCAUGUCAGGGUGACUCUGGAGGUCCAAUGGUGGCCAAACAGAACUCUGUCUGGAUCCAGUCUGGGGUUGGCUGCGCUCGCCCCAAUCGCCCUGGGGUGUACACUAGAGUGUCUCGCUACCAGCCCUGGAUCGACUCCAAGAUCACUACCGACAAGCCAGGCUUUGUCCAGUUUACCUCCAGUGGGGUAGAUACUGACAGCAGUUACACAUGUCCUGGCCUACCACCUCCUGCUACAACUGUACCAACUAAACAACCAAAAACAACAACAACUAAAGCAUCAGAUAUCGCUGUCAUUUCAACUGCAGAAGGGCGAGUAUGUGGCCGUGCUCCUAUGAGUCCCUGUCUAGGGGGCAACAGUUAUUAUGUUGCGGAGGGAACUUGGCCCUGGAUGGUCAAUCGACACAGAAAUGGGAUCCAUAUUUGCAGCGGCACACUCAUUACAGAGGAAUUGGUCCUUAGUGCUGCCCAAUGCUUCCCUGGUUCACAUCUAAAUCCCGACGAGUGGACUGUGUUUCUGGGAGAGCGCAAGCAGAAAGGAUCUGAUGCCUUUGAGGCUUCAUUGGGCAUUGUGAACAUCACUCUGACCAACCUAACUGGGACCAACAUUGCGCUGCUGCAGCUGGAAAACUUUGUGAACUUCAGCAGCUGCCUUCAGCCUAUAUGUGUAGACCUGAGCAAUAAUGGAAGUUUCCCACCUGGGACUCCGUGCUGGGUGACAGGCUGGGGAAACCAGGACAAAGGCAGUGGUAAGAAACUGUGUUUGUUUGCAAGAUGCUGGAAGGCCAUUCAGUGUUCAAGUAAUGGAUGCACAUGAUUCAAUAAUUCAUCAUUUCUUUAGGGAAAAUGAGGUGAUGAAAACAGUUCAGUUUUGUUCACCAUAUUAUUAGGACAUUUCAUUAUUAUCAGUACAUUCCUUGUUAGUUUAUUCUACCACAGGCAUGUGGUGGAAUAUUUCUAUGCGUGUAAUUUUACUUAAUUAGUAAAAGUUUUUUAGUUUUUGUGUCUAUUAAUUUUUAAGAAGAAUAAAACAAACAAUUACUUUGUAGCACAAUGUCUCUGCCAUACAACUACCAAAAAAGUUUGUAAGAUUUAUUUUAUUAUAUAAAAGCUGCAAGAUUCCUGAUUUAUAAAGCAAUUCUAAUGGGUUA